GUAAUUUCUGGUCCUACCAGCCCUGCCUGUCUACCUGCUUAAACGAACCAAUUCCCGCCUCAGUCCGAUUACGACCCUCUAAUCGACCCUCUAUCGAACCCUCCUCUUGUGUUCCGGCGACUGCUUCAAGUCGUGUUACCUUCAACACUUAUCAAAAUCUCCUUUUCUCUUUCCCCUUCCAUUUCCCCUUCUACUUCUACUUAUUCUUCUCUCCCAAUCCCCGAGAUAAUCUACUAACCUACCCGUCGGCUUUGGGUACGGCACAAUUGCGAGGCAUCUGUAACAUGUUUGCGUAUAGCUACCUCGCAACGUUGAUUUAGAAAAAAAUAUAUAAAAAAAAGAGAGAGAGAGAGAAGCAAACCCUGGGAAACUUGUGCUAUUAUCCUUUGCGCACCUUGCCGCAUCUCCACGUUUUAUAUCUAAUAAUUGUCUAAAGGGAAGGCCGCUUUGAAUUAUUUUGAUAUCUCUCCGUUAGAAUUUAGCCCUUCGCCCCUUUUUGCCUACGGCUUCUGCUACUUUGACCGACAAACCGCUUCAGCCGCAUCUCAAGCUGCGAAACCCUCUCGUUAUCCAUCCGGACCCUCUGCCUCGGCCGCACGAAUCCUUUCAACCGCUCGCUUUAGGUCUCGUAUGCGAUCCUGAUACAGCCGUAGUCCGACCCCCUCAGUAAUAGAUUCCUUACAACGAAACUCGUCUAUUCACCUUUUCUAUUCAACAUGGGGUUCUUGGGUAUUUACAAGGCCGUCUACGAUUAUGCGCCACAAUCCGAAGGAGAGCUAUCAAUAAGUGAAGGCGAUAUUCUCUACGUUUUAGAGAAAAGUGCAGAGGAUGAUUGGUGGAGAGCCAAGAAGAAGGCCAGUGCCGACGACGAAGAUGAACCUGUCGGCCUGGUACCUAAUAACUACGUAGAAGAGGUGCCGCCUGUAGGGCAAGCUCGGGCAUUGUAUGAAUAUACCCGACAGACCGAUGAAGAGCUAUCUUUUCCCGAGGAUGCUGCGUUACAAGUUUAUGAUAUGUCCGACCCGGACUGGAUUCUUGUCGGGUUUGAGAACUCCUAUGGCUUCGUCCCCGCGAAUUAUAUUGAAAUGGGUGUAGCCUCGUCGGCCCCAGCUACGACACGAAAAUCUGAAUCCGGACCGGCGCCAGCACCCCAAGUUGAACCCGAGCCAGAGCCAGAGCCAGAGCCAGAGCCAGAACCAGAACCGAUACCCGUACAGAAGCCACCAUCCUUACCUGCACGAACCUCUGUUUCCUCUCCCCCAGCCGAGUCACAGCCACUCCAGAGCCCCUCUCUUCCGGACAGAAACCCUGCGGCAAGAUCUUCAGCUACCCCCGCGGCACAUCCGGGUCCAGAGGCUACUUUGGCCAAUGUGAUGCACGGCAGAAGCUCUGCUCGCGCGGCAACACCUCCGCCGGUUAUUAUACCUCCUCGUCAGCAAUAUAUUUCUGAAGAAUCUGACGGCGAACCGAGCCCCGCUCUACCAAGACGGCCACGACCCCAAUCGAGUAUGCCAAAUGACAAGCAUCGUGCGUCGGUUCACCCGCAACGGUCCACCAGCCGCCGUGACCACGAAGAGGAAUUACAACAGAAUUCGGGCCGAAUUGCUCCUGGUGGCUUUCACUUGUACAAUAUUAACGAAAUGGUAUCUAUAAUGGGCAAGAAAAAGAAGAUGCCGACGACACUGGGCGUAAACUUGAAAACGGGGGUUAUUCUAAUCGCCCCCGAGCAUGUCUCGGACGGCCCGAGCCAAGAGUGGACUGCGGAGAAGAUGACACACUACUCUCGAGAGGGCAAGCACGUAUUUAUGGAGCUCGUACGGCCAAGCAAGAGUAUAGAUUUUCAUGCGGGUGCCAAGGAUACUGCCGAGGAGAUUGUCAGCGCACUCGGCGAGCUGUCUGGAGCCGUACGGGCAGAAGGUCUACGGGAGGUUAUCAUGGCUGGAACCGGCCAAAGCGCCCAGAAGAGAGGGCAGGUUCUCUAUGACUUUGAAGCCCAGGGAGACGACGAAGUUACAGUUUAUAUAGGAGACGAAGUCAUAAUCCUUGACGACACCAAGAGCGAAGAAUGGUGGCAGGUUCGGCGCCUCAAAAACGGAAAGGAAGGAGUUGUUCCGAGCAGUUAUAUCGAGGUCACCGGGGCGAUUACAUCGUCAUCGACGUCGGGUGUCAACGCAGGCAGGUCUACCGUAGCGCAGAACCGACUAGAAGAGGCACGCUUGACUAAAGAGGCGCUCAAGAGAGACCAAAAAGCAGCAGAGGUAGGGCCUGGAAUGAUUUUGCCUGAGAGGCGUAGUAGUUUGUCGGUGAGAGAUAAUGGUAACACUUUUGGGCAACAGCGAAACCGACGCGAAAACGGCCGAUCAGAAAGCAGCCGCUCUGGUAACUCCUCGAAGCCUAAACCGGAUAUGACCAAAGUGCGAACUUGGACGGAUCGAUCUAAAUCAUUUAGUGUCGAGGCACAGUUCCUCGGGCUUAAGGAUGGGAAGAUUAACCUACAUAAGCUUAACGGCGUCAAGAUUGCAGUUCCCGUUGCCAAGAUGUCGAUCGAGGAUAUCGAGUACGUCGAGCGUAUUACGGGGAUGUCCUUAGACGAAGACAAGCCCCUAUCCGAAGUAAAGCGUUCUAUGCCUCCAAAGAACAGUUCGAACCGAGAGUCCGCUUAUAGCAAAGUUGGUGCAUCUGUCGAGCCGGCAAAGCCAGAUUACGAUUGGUUUCAAUUCUUCCUAUCUUGUGAUGUUGCCGUUGGCCUUUGUGAGCGAUAUGCUCAAGCAUUCGCUAAAGAUUCUAUGGACGAAAGCGUUCUACCUGAUGUCGAUGCGACUGUCCUGCGCAACCUUGGUCUGCGGGAGGGCGAUAUAAUCAAGGUCACACGCUACUUGGAUAAGAAGUAUGGCCGCGACGGCAAGAAAAAAGGCGUCAGCUUUUCUGGGGACGAUGAGGAUGGUUCAAGUGGUGGUCUCUUCUCGGGACCGGGCGGGACGCUCCGAAACAACACUCGAAAAGGUCGACCCGCUCCGGCUGUCCAAACUAAUGAUAAUAUAGAUCCCAAAGCAUUUUCCCAGCAGAAGGAUAACAACGGGAAAGAUACGGAAUCAUCUUCUCCUACUGCAGCUGGCUCGAAGGCUACUGGGAAGAGUGGCGGCGGGUUCGACGAUGACGCCUGGGACGUAAAGCCGACCAAGCAACAAUCAGAACCUGAAGCGAAGCCGGCUCCGACCCCUGAACCAGCUCCAGCUGCUCCUGUUCAAGGUCAGCGGCCGCCAACGCAAUCUAUGCAAGAUCUCUCUCUCCUAUCGACUCCACUAGAGCCGGUUAAGGUACAGCCGACGGCUCCAUCCCCUACCAUAACUCUACCACCACCCCAAGCCCAGCCGCAACAGACACAGCCCCAACAACAAGGAGCGACACCAGCAUUUUUCACGGGCCUACCGCCUCAGCAGACCGGUCUUCCGCAAGCGCCAGGUGUUCCGGCUCAGCCUCUCAAUCUGGGCCUUGGUAACCGGCAAAGACCUACCCCGCCUCAAGUUACCGGCGCUCAAGGUGCUCUGAUGCCGCCGCCGCCAUCACGACCGUUAUCGGCACCGCAAUCCAUGCAGCCUAGCGGGUUCGCGCCACCUCCGCUACAACCUCAAAUGACGGGUAUCGCGCCUCCAGGACAGAGCUUGAACGAACUCACUCAACAGCGAAUGCAACAGCAAUAUAUGGGCUCCUUCCAGCCACAGGCCACUGGUCAGGGCAUGAUACCGUUCAACACGGGUGCGGGCAUCCCCGCCCAGUCGGCGUUCGGAUCGGGUCAGUUCAUGCAGCCGCAGAUGACUGGGGCGCCCCAGAUACUGAGCCCAUUUGCAGAUCCCCGUCCUCAACAGUUCUCUCCAAUCCAAAACCAGCCUACGGGCUUUCCCGGCGGUUUCCAAGCACCACAGCAAUUCCCGCAACAGACAGGUAUCAACUCUUUUCUCCCUCCCGCCCUGGAACCUCAACGCACAGGUAUGCCGUCGUUGCAGCUACAGCAGACUGGCUUUGGCGGCUUUGGUCAAGGUUUCAACCCGAGCCUGAAUAACUCAUCAGCUCAGCCUCUACAGCCUGUCGCGGCUCCCCUUGUUCCCCAGCAGACAGGCCCUCCACCUCCUGUACGCUUUGGCGUUACAGAGAAAAUUGCUCCCCAGCCAACUGGACGCCGUGCGAACCUAGCCCAAGCAACCCCGGACAAUCCGUUUGGGUUUUAGAAGCCUCAUGUUCGAGGCGCUUUGGUCGAUUAGUCGUAGUAUAAAGCCAGUGUUUACAAGAGUGUUUUAUUCAGAUGACGGGUGGGUAGGCUUAAUAUAUUAGAGCACGAUACUAGUUAAGUCGUGUCCUGAAUAGUAAUCACAUAUCGCGCCGCUAAAGCUCUGUCUUCAAUGUACCUAUCUAUCUUGAGCGAGUUUGGCGGUAACAUAAUCUUGAGCCAGGAGCAGUCGCCGCGGAACUAUCGCCGCGGAACUAUCACAGAGGGGUCUCGAGAUGAUCAAGCAAGAAGGGGGUCUGAGAGAAGAAUGACAGGCCAUGUAUAGCAGCGGCAGCGGCAGCAGCAGCAAUAGCAGGGGUUCGAGGCUGAAAGUAGACAUUGCUUGGACACGGGUUUACCUACAAAGAAAGAAGAAAGAAUGUAUGGCCUCUUCUCCAUCCAUAUAUUAUACCUUAUAUAUAUACAUUUUAACUAUUAUUUUUCUGAACUGGAGGGCUUUGAAAUGUACUUAGCUACCUACCCAGAUAAUUUAUUAUACGUUAUAGUGGCAUAGGGGUGCGCAAACUCUUAUAACACUUCAGGUACGUACCUUAUAAGUCUGGAAAACACCCAAAACUAUCACAUACGACCAUAGGAUCUGGAAAACUCGGGAUCCCGUCUGCUCUCCUCAUCGAUAAGCCAGAUACCGCCAGAUUAGUAGUUGGGUCGGUGACGAC
This is a messenger RNA of Daldinia caldariorum, 4941 nucleotides long. RefSeq lists its product as uncharacterized. Gene Ontology annotation, molecular function: ubiquitin binding; cytoskeletal protein binding; identical protein binding. Gene Ontology annotation, cellular component: nucleus. The coding region runs from base 717 to 4226 and encodes 1169 amino acids. The record is from RefSeq and is a predicted model, not a curated record. The transcript has 4 exons. NCBI's taxonomy places the organism in Eukaryota, Fungi, Ascomycota, Sordariomycetes, Xylariales, Hypoxylaceae. Gene Ontology annotation, biological process: regulation of actin filament polymerization; actin cortical patch assembly.